CAAUUUUCAAUCAUUCCAGCACAAGCUGUAUGGUCUAGAUAGCACAUUUCUAAGAAGUACCUCUUUUGUACUUUCUACUGUAGUCACGACAGUACUACGACGUUGAUAAGUAACCACGUACAGACGAUUUUAUUACCGAACUUCCUUACAUCAAUCAGUCAAGAUGUUGUCCAAGUUUGCUCGUCCUUCGUCUGCUACCAACGGCCGUGCUCUACGUGCCUUCGGUACUGCCAAGGAUAUCAAGCAUGGUAUCUCUGCCCGCUCUGCAAUGCUCGAAGGGUGGGAAGCAUUGGCUGAUGCGGUAGCCGCCACUUUGGGUCCAAAGGGAAGAAACGUUGUGAUCGAACAGAGCUUUGGUCCGCCGAAAGUGACGAAGGAUGGGGUACAGUGCUUUUUAUGUCUUGCUAGAUUUACGUCUUUCUCUUUCAGUACAGUGAUUUUUAUGUCUUGGUAGAUUCUGAACCUUUUUUGAAAGUACUUCUUGCAACUCUAUACGAUAGUCAGGUAACUGUCGCGAAAGCUAUCGAAUUGUCGGACAAGCUGAAGAAUGCGGGAGUAAAUUAUGACAUACUAGUAGUUCGUGAAAAUCAGGUGAAGUUGGUUCGUGAAAAUCAGCUGAAGUUGGUUCGUGAAGAUCAGGUAGACGUUGGUUGAUCCUAGGGGUUCAUGAAAAACAGGUAGACCUACUUGUAGUUCGUGAAAAGCAGGUGAAGGUGAAGAGUAGACGUUGGUUGAUCCUACUUGGUUGUACCGGCAAUCAAUUCGACAUGGACCCGCGUUUCACUCCAUGCACUUUUCUGCAUCAGCACCAAGCUUCUUCCUUCUCUCUAAUCCUCACUCGCGAAAGAAGUCGCCUCGAAAACGAAUGACAUGGCGGGAGACGGCACCACAACGGCCACAGUCUUAGGUCGAGCCAUUUUCAAGGAAGGAUGCAAGGCAGUCGCAGCAGGGAUGAAUCCGAUGGACCUUAAGAGGGGCAUCGAUAUGGCCGUAAAACACGUCCUAGAGGAGCUCGCAGCGAUGUCAAAACCAAUCGAUGGAGCGGAAGAAAUACGGCAGGUACUGCAGAAUGACUAAAUGUAUGCUUUGUGAAGUAUUUUUGUCUUCGUAGGCACGCGAAUAGGGAAGACGUUUUCAUCAUACUCGGUCUUGUCCUAGGAAGUGCUUCCUACAUGAAACCAAUUACAGGUCUCUCCUUGUGUUCUCAAACGCUGCCAACAUCCUUCCUUCUCCUACUUUUAAUGCUGCAUAUUAGGUUGCCACCAUCGCGUCCAACAGUGACAAGGAGAUUGGUGAUAUGAUCGCGAGGGCCUUCGCAAAAGUAGGAAAGGACGGCACAAUUACUGUGAAGGAAGGGAAGACCUUAAAGCACGAAUUAGAAGUGGUGGACGGCUGCAAAUUUGACCGCGGUUACAUCUCUCCUUACUUUAUCACGAAUGCCAAGACCCAAAAAGUGGAGAUGGAGGAACCACUGGUUUUGGUCUACGAGAAAAAAAUUUCGAACAUCCAGAACUUGUUGCCGAUUUUGGAGAAGGUAAUUUUGAAUGGCAAGGAAGUUGCAUGAGAAUUAGUAUGAUACAAAGGGGCAUAUGGCGGACACUUAAAUAAUUAUUUUAGCAAAUAAUUAUUUUUCCAAAUCUUCACUUUUACCACUAGAUUCCGCAAAAGUGGAAAAAUAACUAGAUGCUAAAAUAAUUAUUUAACUCCGCCAUAGGGCAUGGAGAUACAAAAGUGUCUGAAGAUAUCUGAACGACAAUCUCCACUCAGAACCUUCCAUUUUUUUAUAUGAGAAAACCUUCCGCCCAUCCAACUGAGCCCUAUGAUACUCACAGGUCGUCCAGAGUCGCAAGCCUCUAGUCAUCAUCGCUGAGGACGUCGAUGGCGAAGCUUUGUCCACGUUAGUGUUGAACAAAUUGCGAGGUUCCUUCAACGUAUGCUGUGUAAAGGCGCCAGGAUUCGGAGAUAACAGAAAAGCCCAACUCCAAGACCUAGCGAUCUUGACGGGUGCCAGGCUCAUCUCCGAGGAUGCGGGAGAGAAACUUGAGGAUAUUACCUUGGAGCACCUAGGAACAUGCAAGUCAGUGGCCAUCACAAAAGAUGAUACCACGAUUUUGGAUGGUACUAGUUUCAGUUUCGUUCAGAAGUACUUAAUUUGAAAGGUGGUACUCGUAACAAUGUCCUCGUGCUAGUACUGGUUAUUCGGCGCAUCUUUAGAUCACGCACAACCGGAAAACAGGUAAAGUCACGAAGAACGAAUUAGAGCAGCGUUGCGAACAAAUUCGCGCUGCUAUCGAAGAGACGAGCAGCGAAUACGAAAAGGAUAAGCUCAAGGAGCGAUUGGCCAAGCUGACGGGUGGAGUAGUUAUGGUUGAAGGGUUUUUUACUAGUCCAAAUUCACUGUCUUGUUAGUGACGAUCCUUUUUAAGUGUUGGAGAGAUGCUUCUUUCAGGAUAACUUCACCGGGUUUGCUUCUAAUGUAGCGGUCAUCAAGGUAGGGGGUGCCAGCGAGGUAGAGGUCGGAGAAGUCAAGGACAGACUAAACGAUGCUCUGUGUGCCACGAAGUGCGCGGUCGAGGAAGGUACCUAAAUUUCAAAUUGACUUCAAGAGGGAGUGCUGGGUGACUGAAUCGCUUUUAGCAAUUUGCUAAUCAAUCUCCACCUCUUUCUCGUUCAACAACAUCCCUAUCAUCAUCACUAUCCCUAUGCGCUAGGUAUCGUCCCCGGUGGUGGUGCCGCUCUCCUGUACGCUAGUCGGGGUCUCGUGAAUUUGGAGAAGUCUGUGGAAAAUUUUGACCAGUCUCACGGUGUUGGAAUCAUUCGUCGUGCGUUGCAGCAACCCUGCAUGACGAUCGUAAAGAACGCGGGUAAAGAGGGAGCAGUAGUAGUCGAGAAGCUGCUUGGGCAAGACGAUAUGAAGAUGGGGUAUCUUUAUCUUACAUUUAGUUCCACCUGAUGUAAAUGUAUAGCAUAAAGGGAAGAUAGUUUGCGUGGGGUCAAUCUAUUUUGAUACGUCCUGGCCAUCACGUGGUCCUUGUACAGGACAAGAGGUGCUGCCUUCGUAGGAGAUGUAUAAUGCUUCACCGGUCAUGAUCGCUAUCAGAACUAAUCUCUACGGGCACUACUAACAGUGUCGUCAGGGAUCCAAACAUACAUUGCGCAAUGAAUGUUUUCACUUGUGGCCCCCUACGUGAAGAUGCUACUCGCAUGUCGAAUUCCCUAUGAAAUUUCUUGAAUUGCCCAAGUCAAAAAAACAACACUGUUAGGUACAACGCCCAGAGUGAGGAGUACGUCGAUAUGAUGAAAUCUGGUAUUAUUGAUGCUGCCAAGGUGACCAAGACGGCACUUGUUGACGCCGCCAGUGUCGCAUCGCUGCUCACAACGUCGGAAGUGAUUAUCACAGAUUUGCCCGACAAAAAGGAGGCCGACAUGGGCGGAAUGGGAGGCAUGGGCGGAAUGGGCGGCAUGGGAAUGGGUAUGUAAGUACCGAGUAGUUUGGGUGCUGCUCUUGUGGUGACUGGACGAAAGCAAUGUGAGUGGUGCUGAAAAUGAAGAGCGAAUAGUGGCUUCGUUUGCCAUGUCACGGACGUAAGGAGACAUGUGAGACCGUCUCCGUCACACUUCGACAUGCAGUUGUUUCAUGGGAGUGAUCUUGCGCUAGGCAAAUUCUCAUAAUCAUGUUCUUGAUAACAAACUAGAAUAGGAUCAUGUGGUCCAGGUACACAUCGUCAUUGACAUCAUUCUUAAUCGAUACCACGAGAAUGGGUACAUAAAUCAAUCAAUCAAGCUGGAAAAUUGUAGAUUCUCCAUAGCACUGACUCGUCAAUCACAGAACACUCUAAAAAAACGUCACCCAGAACUGCAGCCUGUCUGAAAAUUUAAAAUACGCGCUAUUUUGUAGGGCGGGGACUAUGAGAAGGUAGCAAAGUAGUAGAUAGAUACGACAUAAGAGAAACAGACUGUUGACUACCCAAGUCCUCUCCAAUGAUUACUUGUAGCUGUGAUUGAUACUCCUUCUCGGAAAAUGUAAAUGAUUACUUUUUCAAAAAGUAACCUAAUCCAUUGGAUUCAAAAACGCAAAUGUAUACGGGUGUGUAAAAAAAGCAUGUUACUCCGUUUUGACAGGUCGAUGACGCGCAUAGACUAUUCAUCACUGUCUAAAUAAUUUUCCAGUACUUGAUAGAAACCUUUGUUCUUCCUUUCCAGUAAAUUUUCCCGAAAAACAAGAUGAGACCCAGGGCAUGUUCCCAGCAUCCCCCUCGUACUUUCUCAAAGACUAACGCUUGACCUAGGAUAGACCCUUCCCCAGCUGAACUCGCAUCAUGUUCAGCCAAAGACCACCCUAAGUAAACAUUGGAAUAUCGAUUUUUUGACUUAUGUGAUGUCAUGGACGACGCAGGAAGCCGUGGUCGGAGGGCGCUACAUGGAAAUAUAGGUUGCUUGAUAUCGCGAGGCUGCUUCCAGGAAGCGAUCAAGCGUACUGAGAAUCAGAAAACGCCUGAUAAUUGAGCACUAGCUACGUUUCCGUGACCAAUACCUGAAGACCGAAAGGUUGGUUCUUGCGAUCUGUAGCCGUAUAUCUGUGACAGAGGGCCUACAAAUAGAUUUGAAGCAGAUCCUUCUGGUUUUCCUUGGCCCUCAAUCCCCGACCCCGUUCACUACAACCCGCGUUUGCGAACACAGUUGUGUACUUCUAAAGGUGUAUUAUUUUCAUCCAGGAAAUUAU
Molecule: messenger RNA, 4723 nt
Organism: Amoebophrya sp. A25
Lineage: Eukaryota; Dinophyceae; Syndiniales; Amoebophryaceae
Source: the annotation of a GenBank genome assembly